Messenger RNA from Nelumbo nucifera (sacred lotus), 870 nucleotides. RefSeq lists its product as uncharacterized. The record is from RefSeq and is a predicted model, not a curated record. Lineage: Eukaryota; Viridiplantae; Streptophyta; Magnoliopsida; Proteales; Nelumbonaceae.
AAUAGAAAAAUAAAGAAGCCACUUUGAGGCUUGAGCUGUUCCCAAUUCAGAAGUAAAAGGAAAAUAAUAAUACACAGAGAAAAGCCAAUCCACCUGUUCCUUUUCUUCUCGUCUCUGUUUUUUCCCCUUCUGCCUUGCCUGUUGCCUCUCCUCUCUAUUGUUCAAAGACUCAAAUCUUUCAGCCUUUCUCUGCCUUCAUGGAAGAUUUCAGAUCCAGGUCGUGUGGGGAUGGGAGGAUGCAGAUAGAGAGCUACUAUGGGGGCAGACCCACUGCAACUGUUAUGCAUGAUCUUAGAUGUUAUAGUGCUUCCUAUGCUUCUUCUGCACCACCACCACCCCCCCCACCACCACCACCAAUCCAGAUGGGGAAAGAUGCCAAGUUCAAGAAAGGUAAAAGUACUAGUGCCUCUACCUCAAAGAGUUGGAGCUUCAAUGAUCCUGAGUUGCAGAGGAAGAAGAGGGUUGCUAGCUACAAGGUUUAUACCGUGGAGGGAAAGAUGAAGGGGUCUUUGCGGAAGAGCUUCAGGUGGCUCAAGGACAGAUACACCCAGGUGGUCUACGGAUGGUGGUGAUUAUUGGGAUUUUCUUGUUUUGCGCCUCUGUUUCAGUUUAUAUGUUUUGGGCUAUGUAAGUCCAGUAUGCUUGACAAUCUCGAAUCUGAUAUUAUCAAAAUCUUUAGUUGACAGUCUUUCCAUGGACAUGGAUAGAUAGAUGAACUGGUUUGCUUAUUUAUGGAUUUCUUUCUUUGUAAAUGUAUGUAGUCGCUACGAGUUCGAUCAUUUCUUGCUAAGCUACUUUCUUUCCCCCUUUUAAUUUAACUAAUCUUUUUUUGUGGGUUUUGGCCGCAUCCUAGGGAUUUUGGAAGUUCUA